CGCCUGGCGCCGGCGGCAGCGGGACCUGUGGCGAGUGUAUGUGCGCGCGCGGCGGUGGCGGUGGGGCGGGGCGCGCUCGUCGCUCCCGUGUGGUGGGCAGCGCGCGCGGUGCCGGGAGCCUGCCGGCCGCCGACCGGGCUUGCGCUCGGGCUGCCGCCAUGUCCGCCGCCAUCGAGCAGGAGUUCCAGGAGAUUGAUGCCACUAACGACUGGCAGGCGCGUUAUCUGGAAAUUCGACAUAAAUCCAGUGACUACCCUCACAGAGUUGCAAAAUAUCCAGAAAACAGAAAUCGAAACAGAUACAGAGAUGUUAGUCCGUAUGAUCAUAGUCGUGUAAAACUGCAGAACACUGAGAAUGACUAUAUCAACGCCAGCCUAGUGGUCAUAGAAGAAGCCCAGAGAUACUAUAUUUUAACACAGGGUCCACUACCUAAUACAUGUUGCCAUUUUUGGCUAAUGGUAUGGCAGCAACAAACCAAAGCAGUUGUCAUGCUGAACAGAACUGUUGAAAAAGAAUCGGUGAAGUGUGCACAGUACUGGCCAACAAAAGAAGAGGAAGUUAUGACAUUCAGUGAAACAGGUUUCCGUGUGAGGCUAGUAUCUGAAGACGUCAAAUCCUAUUACACAGUAAAUCUACUGCAAUUAGAAAACACCAACAGUGGUGAGUCCAGGAUGAUCUUUCAUUUUCAUUAUACUACAUGGCCAGACUUUGGAGUUCCUGAAUCCCCGGCUUCAUUCCUGAACUUCCUGUUUAAAGUCAGAGAGUCUGGUUCCCUCAGUCCUGAACACGGGCCUGCAGUCGUUCACUGCAGUGCAGGGAUAGGACGUUCCGGCACGUUUUCAUUAGUAGACACUUGCCUUGUCCUGAUGGAGAAAAAAGACCCAUUUUCUGUAGAUGUUAAGAAGGUAUUACUGGAUAUGAGAAAAUAUCGAAUGGGACUUAUUCAGACUCCUGAUCAACUAAGAUUUUCAUAUAUGGCCGUAAUAGAAGGAGCAAAAUUUAUAAUGGGGGAUUCAACUAUACAGAAACGAUGGAAGGAGCUCUCUAAGGAGGACCAAGCUCCAAGUUCUGAGCAGUCUCCUCCACACCCAACCAAAAUAACCACAGAGAAGUACAAUGGGAACAGCAUAGGCCUGGAGAACAAAGAUCAAAUGGAGAAAAUAAAUACUGACCUGGCCACUAAAGUUCAAGAUAUCACAGAUGGAAACAUUGAAAGUACUGUCCGAAAACGACUGAGAGAGGAUAGAAAAGCUAACACAGCGCAGAAGCUGCAGCAGAUGAAGCAGAAGCUAAAUGAGACUGAAAGAAAAAGAAAAAGGUGGUUAUAUUGGAAACCUAUUCUCACUAAGAUUGGGUUUGGUACACUGAUUUUAGUUGGCGCUUAUUCUUGCUGGAAAAUGUAUUUUCAAGAACAUUCCUUGUAAGUAAACAGUAAGCCUGUCUGCUCCAGCAGCUAAUUUUGCUGCAUGUUCAUGACUAGGGGUGUGACUUUAAGCAGUAAACUCCUUCCACCUGGAAUGGGUGCAGACCCUUACAUAUGAUAGAGGAGUGAUGUAAACUUGAUCAUAUGUCAACAUCUCAGGACUUUCCACUGCAGGUACUUAGAAAAAAUGAACUGCUGCCCCCCAACAAAGUUGAUGGUUUUUGUUGAAAAGAGCAGGUACAAACUUGCUGCAACUGUUUAUACACUUUUUAAAAUGGUGUUCUACCAGAUCUUAAGCAAACCCUGAACCACAGAGGUUUAGGUGCUGAAGGCUGUCUGGAUUUAAAUUUACAUGCCUGACAUAAGCAAUAAACAGUGUUGUAUCAUUUACAUUAUUAAUGCAAAUAAGUUAUCCUUAAAUGUGUGUAAUGUGUAAUGUACUAGUGACAUGAACAUAAACAUUUUAUAUUCUUAUGACCUAGGAUAAAUAUAUUUUAUAAUUGCAUAUUUAAUCUUUUUGUAGUUCACUGUACUUUUAAAAGCUCAGUUUGUACAAAUUUCUGACCAAAAAGAAUUUGAUUUUGAAACUAAAUGUAAUUAUAGUUUGUGCAUGAAAAUAGUAGUGCAACCAUUCCCCAUAUUUUGACUCUCCAGUUUGAUAUGAGCAGCUAGGGGUCUGAUGAAGCACUUAACAAUUUCUAUUCUGUUAAUUUGCAUUCCUUAUUUAUUUUUUUGUAGUUUUCAUUAUUUAAGGCUUGGAAAUUUGUUUGGGUUUUUAAAAUUUUUUUAAAGGCUUUUGAGAUCUUAGCCCCCACUGAAAAGCAUACUGUUAAGUUGAUUAAUGUAUUCAGACUUCAACUACUGCUUGAAGGCCAACAUUGUUAAAGUUCUGACAUUCCAUUAAAUGUGAAACGUAAUGUUUUGUGUGUCUAUAGAUUUUAAUUGCUAGAAAGAAUAAAAUUCAUUCAUCAGUAAUAGGUGUAGAAAGCACAUCAAAGGAGACUAUAGUUGGACUUCCAAGGGUGGUUGUGGUAGAAAACAAACGUUGGUAGUAAUCUCCUGUACCCAGUAUGUUCUGCUGGAUGAGCCACUUCUGUAACUUCACAAAGUCUGGAACUGCUUUUUGGGUUCCUCAGCACGGUGUUAAAACACUUCAUGGCUAGUAUUUUGGGAAUACCAAUGCUACAGGUACUUUAUUGGAAAGGGACUGCUCAGUAAUUUUAGUUGGGCAGUAGCACUUCCUAAUAGUAAUUCAACACAAAUCACGUUGUCCUUUAUAUUCUCUUUGAAUAUAGAGGUGACGAGUGGCUCUGUGUAGUUUGCUGUCGUUCAAGUUGAGACCUAAUAAUUUGUAGCAUUGGACUGCACUUUGAAACCUGGAUUUUAUUUAUUCAAGCGUUGCCUUGUUGGGUGGCUUCAGAGAAGUCUUGUUUUCUCCCUCCAUCUUCCUAGCUUGGUUGUUUUCUGUUGGGUGUGGGGGUUCUUUUUUCCUCUCCACUGCCGUGCCACCCCCUCCCUUUUGUAAAGCACUUAGUGGAUUUACUGCUGAAAAAUACUAAAAGAGCUUGAUAAUUACUUUACUCCUUACCCAGAGGAAUUAACUUGAAAGGUUUCCAGUAUGUUCAAGCUUGGUAGUAACAUACCAGGCAUGGAGCCCAAAUAGUCUGACAUUUACUAUGCAAAGCUAAGUUGAGUCUUCUACUCUUUGAAAUUCUCAUUUCACAAUAGCUAAUACUAUUUUGGACUAUGCUGUUUAUAUAGUAAACAAAUGCUUAAGGGUCCCGAUAAGGAAAACAAGUGUAGUUUCAUGCAGUUCUGAAUUUGGGAAAUUGUGCGUCAGUAAAACAAGACAAUUUGUCCCGUGGCAUUAUUGACCGACUGUGCAGCUCAAAUGGCAGAAUGACUUAGUGACUGCUGGGACACAGGGUAGGCAGGCAGCUUGCGUAUUUUAGGACAUUUCAUAAUUUUUACAACCACGGUAACUUUUAGCCAACAAGAGGCUUGGCAAAAGAUUGUUUGUUUGUUUUUUCUGCUUUGAAUUGGGAAGACAGGUUUUUCAGUAUCAGCUAUUACUGAUAGUAGGUGUAAAUAUAUGUGCCUUAUAAAAGAUAUUUUGGUUAUGGAAGAACACGUGGAAUGUAAUAAAAUGCUUUUGUAACAGAAAUAGUCCAGAUUUUAACCUAAAUAAUUAAAAGCAGCUAAGGAAAAAGGGCAGGUGAAACCUUCACUGAAACCACACUGUCAUUUAUCACCUUUCUGUUGGCAUGAGAGAGAUUUCCUGGGCCACCAGUAUCGUACAGACACUGAGCUUUUAACUGUGGCUUGUCAAGUUGUCACUUGAAUUUUUUCCUGAUUCCAUCUUCUAAAUUCUGGCCUUUUUGCUCGCUGGAUCCUGAGCAGGCAUUCCUCUUUCUGGGUGGGGCAGGGCUGGAGGGGGCCAUCUUACAUCGUCUCGCACUUCUUGAUGCAGUAAAGCAGGACUUGCACAUUCAACAGUUGAUCUGUAAAAACUUGGUUCGGUUCCAUGAUUGUAUCUGUCUUGAGAGUCUAACUGUUAAUAAUUUAAGAACCACAAAGUGAUACAGGUUUUGGGCAAAACUGUUUUGUACGGUGAAUUGUCCGUGACAGUGUGGGCGUAGGAAGGGAAAUUAAACAUUAGAUCCCUUAGUACAUUCCAGGAGAUAAUUUGGAUAAAACUCUUCUUUCUGGUCCGUCAGUAAUCCUUAAAAAACAAAAUCUGGGGGAGGCUUGUUCUCUUUACUGCAAACUGAGCCCUUGUGAUGCUUUGUUAUUCUGUAGGAUUUAAACUUGCAGCAGUUUUGCACAACUUGGAUAUUAAGUAAGAACAAGUACAGGCCAAAAUGAAGAGCUGUCGAUCCCAGUGACCUCUAUCGUAGGAAAUGCUUAAAGAAAGACUAAAACUGAUGGACGUGCCUUCUGACCCCUCUCCUGCCUCUCCCCACCCCUGUUUCUGACAAGCUGCUGGCUGGUCCUGCGCUGCUUCUAAAAUGCUGUUGCACUCGAUUCAAAGUGUUCCCGUGUCGGGUUUUUCCCUCUGUUCUGGAAAUACAUCAGUCACAAUA
Tyto alba (common barn owl) is the source of this 4506-nucleotide messenger RNA. It is a transcript of the gene PTPN2, whose product is annotated as protein tyrosine phosphatase non-receptor type 2. The record is from RefSeq and is a predicted model, not a curated record. Bases 39 to 1424 code for a protein of 461 amino acids. The transcript is spliced from 9 exons. Lineage: Eukaryota; Metazoa; Chordata; Aves; Strigiformes; Tytonidae. Gene Ontology annotation, molecular function: protein tyrosine phosphatase activity. Gene Ontology annotation, biological process: protein dephosphorylation.